AGAUCUAGUCGUCGCUGACUAGCGGAAGGGACCGCAAAGCUCGGGAAACAGAAAAAAAAAACAGAAAACAAAAAACACGCGAGCACACAGGCCCCUUUUUUAGUCAAUUUGGAAAUGGAAAUUUAAUCGAAAAUAGUGAAAAAUUAGUUAAAUUGUUGUUCAACCAAAAUUUUCAGUGAUGUCGAGAAAUUAAACGUGCUAAAUUCAUGUGAAGUGUUUCAAGCUUAAUGAAAAUUCCAAAUUAAAGCGUGUGCAUAUAUCCUUCAAAGGAAUUUUCGCACGAAAAGAGUAGCACCCAUCAUCUACGUCACAGGCUGCGUGUACGUGUGUGAGUGCUCGUGUGUGUGUGCGUGUGUUUGUGCACCCCCGGAAAUGUAACACGCAUACUGGCGCAGUUGGGAAAAACUUGCACCUGAAAGUUUUCAUCGUCGUCGUGUAUCCAUCCGUGUUUUUCCCCUCAUCGUCGUGCGCCUGCUCCUUCUUCUGCUGCUGCGAAGAGAGAGGCAGAAAAGGCAUUCGGAAGGCAGCUAAAGGGCAUCUAGGGCAGCAGCGGAACUGAGGCGCAGCGGAUCCGCCCAAGUGCAGCCGUAGAAAGCAUUGGUGCGGGCACCAUGGACUCGCUCAAGUUACCAAAGGCCAACAGUGCCACCAGCAGUGCCAGCGGCAGCAACAGCAACCUGUCCAUCUCAACAUCCGCGUCUGCAUCCGCCGCCACAUCGCCCACAUCGUCAGCCAAUGCGGCGGGCGGUAUUGGUGGUGCUGGUGGUGGUGUGCCCUGUGCCUCCAAGUCGCCGCCCGGUCUGGGCAGCACCACACCGAUCACCGUACGAUUUAAUGCCAACGAGGAGUCCCUGGACGAUAUCCUGCAGUCCUUCCAUCAUAACAAGCACAGCCCCAGCGGCGGAGCGAGUGGCGGUGGCGAUGCCUCGCCCACCUCCCAUCUGCUUGGCAUGAAGAACAACGGCCUGGGCCUCAACACGGGCAUGGUGGUGGGCGGUGCCUGCGAUUCGCUAUCCAGCAGCCCAUCGCAGCCCCAGAUGCAGGGCGGCGGUCCAUCGCUCUUUGCUCAGAACGACGAAGUAAAUCUGCGCAACAAUUUCCUGCAAGGCGGUGGCUUCUUCAAUCGCAAAAGAUCUGGCAGCAUCGAGGGUGUGUCACCCACCUCGAGCGGCCCAAGUCUUAUUUCCGCGCUGUCGGCUGCCGGCGCAGCUGGAAGUGGUGCCAGCGGAGCUGGAGGUGGCGGAGGAGGUGGUGGCUCCGCUGGCGACAGCAUCAGCAGCGGCGGCGGCACCUGGAGGCUUAUCAAGGGCAAGGUCUCGCAAACCAUCGAGGAAAUCAAAUCCGCCAAGCAUCCGCCCAGCACAUCAACGAUACCCAUUAUUGUGGCUGACCCACCAUCGACUGGCUGGAGCAAUCCCGAUCCCGAUUCGGACACCGAGUGCGUCACCGUGAACACGUCCAUCAGCGAGGAGUUGCCGCUGGACCAGGAGCACAGGCAGAACUCUGACUCGGACGCGGAGGCCGAGCUGCUGCAGCUUGACAGCAGUAGCCUGGGCAGUGGCGACGUUGGAGCAGCUGCUGCCAUCGGAUCGGAGCGAUCCCGCCUGCGUCGAGGCCUUGCCCACAUCCGGUCCAAGGUGAAGGCCAAGCAACAGGCGUCGGCUGCCAUGAACAAAAAGGAUCUCGCAUCCGGUUCCAGCGGCACAGUUCCAGUGCCGCAGACGACGUCUUCAGUGCGUAGCGGUUUCCUUCGCCGCAGACAUGUGGUGGAGGCGGGCAGUGAGCCGUCCACCAGCCAACAGGCGGAGAUUCCCAUUGCGAGUGGCAAGGUUAAGAAGCGGGGCAUCCUGCUGGCACGCAAGGACGUGGAGAUCGAGUCGGGAGUGGAGGUGCUCGAGGACAUGAUACCCGCGACGGUGCAGAAGAGGGAUUCGAUGCGAGAAGGCAAACAAACGCCGGAUGAGCAGGAUGCUGGGGCAGUUAACAAAGAAUCGGUGGUUACUCUUUCGCUUCCAUUGGACACGGACGUCAAAACGAAGGCCAAACAACCUCCUUGUGCUAGCAGUGGGACACCGAAGUCGACGCGCGAUUCGCAGAGUAUCUUCUCCAACCUGAGCCAGGCCAGCGUAAAACGAUGGCGGGAGAAGCAUCAGGGUGCCGCGUCCUUCGCCCUGCCCGUCCUUCUAUCUUUGUUCCUGGUCAUACUGAUGAUCCUGCCGGUACCAGACUUUCUGCGCGGGGUCUUCGCCACACUGCUCUUCUUCGUGGUGAUGGACAGCUGGGGCAGCCGCCUUCAUAAGUUGGUGGAGCAUCUCCUGCUGACCACGCACCCGGAGAGGGACGCCUUUAUGAUACCGAACUACAAGGACAUGCCCAUUUGCGAGAUACCUGCUGUGGAGGAGCACAAGACGAUCAAGACGUACGCCGGCUGGAUGAACGAAAUCGGCAGCUACGAUCCCAACACAUUCUCCUUCACCCUGACGAGAUCCGUGUAUGUGCGCCUCGAUGGCUGCAUUCUGAAGAUGUCGGGCACGAAUGCCAGGAUACCCAAGCGUCGCAUGUGGAACGAGCCGCCCAUCGAUCGCAAUAAGAUUCUGUUUACGGAUCACCGAUCCUAUGACCUCAGGGACUGCCGCAUCGAACUGCUGCCGUUGGGUCUGGCCAGGAAGCGGUUCUUCAAUCGCAAGUAUCCUAUUCAGUUGAUCAUAAAGAGCAGCAGGGAUGUGCCCGAGGAGGCCAUCUCUGGAGAGAGCAACUCUGAUGUAACUAUAAAACCAGAGCCCAAGGAUACCAAAGCUGCCUCCACUUCAGGGACAACCCCACCGGGAGCCGAGGAUCAAGAUAAGCAGGUGGACUUUGCAGCCACGGUGAUGCAGGCCGAUUUGCAGCAAUUGCGCAACACCGUUAAUCCGGACAAGGAGCUCACAGAGAUCACCGUGCCCUGCGGCGAUGAGGUGCGUCUGCUGCUCUUCUCGCGCUGUGAUCGGGAAAAGGAGGACUGGUAUCGACGCUUCUUGGCUGCAAGCAAGGGUCUCGUUCACGAACAGGAUUUGCAGGUGCCUAUGGCCCGAUUUGUGGAGGACACCGAUCUGCAGGCUGCUGCGGCCAAGCAGGCCGUUCUCCUGGUGGCCUCAGGCCUGGGUGUGAGCAGCUCAAAGACAAAAGGCAAGGAAACCGAGGACAAAAGCGAUGAGGCAAAUCCAAAUGAAGAAUCCGAAUUGCAAACGCCGGAAGUACAAUUUGAAAACAUAACUGAGGAGGACCUCAUCGAGACGCCAAAGGACGAUAGUUUCGAUGGCAUGAUUAUGAGUGCCAAUGUGGCCAGGAAUUCGCCGGAUUAUGUGCGAUUCAUGGCAGUUUACCAGAAAGCUUGUUCCCAGAGCACUAUUCCCGUGACCAGAAGAUCCGUUGGAGAAAUCUAUUCCGAAAAACACCGCUCAAAAAAAUCUCGCCGUGCCAAACGUCAGGAGGAUGAGCUGUGGAAGGGAAUUGACCAGUCUCUGUUCCUGGGCCCAUCCGGCAGCAUUGUGUGGGCAAAUGUUUUCCUGGGCCGGUUCUUAUACAGCUGUCUUCACGAUACUUUGCUGCAGGAGAGGAUCAAGGAUGUGCUGCAAAAGAAGCUGAACUCCAUCAAGCUACCCAGCUUCAUGGAGGAGGUGGUGAUCACUAACAUCUACCUGGGCCGAUCUCCAUUGCUGUGCCAUCGCAUCUCGCAGCCCAUGCUGGAUGAGCGCGGUGUCUGGAUGGAUGCAGAUAUCACCUACGAAGGAUUGGCCCACAUAACUGUGACCACCAAACUAAAUCUACUAAGGAUUCGUGGAAAAUCCAAGUCGCCAAUGGCUGCCGAUUCUGCGGCUUCAACCGCUUCGUUCGUGUCCGAAAAUGUGCCAGAUUCGCGCAGCAAUAUGGAUGCUGGCAGUGAGAAUGUCAUCUAUGAUAGUGACGCAGAGAGUUCAGGUGGCUCAUCCACGGAAUCCGAGAGCCCACCGCCGGGCAAUGCCCAGGAGAAUCCUGCUGGGACUGAAUUCUUCCAGAAUUCGCCGGGCAAUGCGCGGCGCAUCUUUAAGAUUGUGGAUCGCAUAGCCGCCUCCAAUUUAUUCCAAUACGCCACCGAACUGCCGUACGUGCAACGCGCCAUGGAGAACAUGAACGCGAACAUCACGUUGCGCGUAGAUCUCAAGGGUAUGGUGGCGCGCGGCACCUUGAACGUACCGCCACCACCCUCCGACCGGGUGUGGGUCAGCUUCCGGGCACCGCCACGCCUGUGGAUAUCCACCAAGCCCCAAGUGGGCGACAAGUCCGUCGACUGGUCGAUCGUAACCAAUGUCAUCGAGAGCAAGCUGUGCGAGGCUGUUAACAAGUUCUUGGUCUAUCCCAACAUGGUGGACUUCUCUGUGCCGUUGUUGAGCAAUCCCAACUGUGAUGAGGAUCCCCUGGCAGCCGGGAAUUGAGAACCAAAGGCUAGUUAAGGAUAAUGAGCGAUGAGAUUUGAUACAUCUCCAUUUAUUUAUUGAAUUUAACACAAAGUGUGAGCGAGAAUUUUCUAGGUUUAUUUUUUGUAAACUUCAAGUUUUAGCUUAGGUCCGCGAUCUCUGAUUCCAAAUACGAUACGUAAGAGAGAAGAUUCCAAAAGAAAGACAAGUUUCAAGGCGCUUAUAUUUUUGAUCACACAUUCUGUUCACACUCCAGGAAACACACAAUCCCAAUCCAGCUUUAUGGGCUUGGCUACAAUAAUUUACACUACUGAUAAUACCGAAGGAUUAGCGGGUGAAGGUGAAGGGGACUUAGAAUAUAUUUAUAUUUAUAUAGCAUAUAGAAUAUGCUGCUAAUACAGCCGCUCUGUGAGGUCAUCACGACAAGUAUUCCAAUAGCAUAAUGCAGGCAUAUGUAUCCCUUACUCUCCUAUAUACGAACAACUAUAAUAUACGGCCUCUAUAUAUUUAUACAUUCACUAUAUACAUAUUCCAAGUAGCUUAGCGAUAGUAUGCGUGUGAAUUUUAAAUAAGAAAAUCGAAUUUUAUUUGCGAUAUGACGCGAUCCGUAUGUACUUAAAGCGUUUCAACUAUUUAAAAUACUAUAUGCUACCGAGGAUAAGCGGUGGGGGUGCAUACUAUAUAUCCGUACGUACAUUUUGCCAAAUAAGAACAACAAAACUAUUCCGUUGGGUUCCAAUUUUAUGCAACUUUAAGAGACAACAACUAAGAAAUAUAUCAUU
This is a messenger RNA of Drosophila serrata, 5215 nucleotides long. Its product is annotated as translational regulator orb2. NCBI's taxonomy places the organism in Eukaryota, Metazoa, Arthropoda, Insecta, Diptera, Drosophilidae. Gene Ontology annotation, cellular component: nucleus; neuron projection; synapse. The record is from RefSeq and is a predicted model, not a curated record. Gene Ontology annotation, biological process: negative regulation of cytoplasmic translation. Gene Ontology annotation, molecular function: ribosome binding; mRNA regulatory element binding translation repressor activity; lipid binding.